GCAUCCGAAAAAGUCUUUGCCUCCACUGCGUCAAUAACCUGCUGGAUAGAAGUGCGCGUGUCAGCAUUCACGGCUUCGUUGGACGUGAGCGCCCGGAUAGCGUCCGGCACCGAAGCACCCUGUACAACUUGCUGGAUCAGCAGUGCCGUGGCCACCGCCGCGUUCUCGGCCUCCUCUCCAAUCUCGUGCACGCGCGCCGCCUCACGCGCCUUCUGCAGCAGGACGGUCGUGUCCUGGAAGUAGCGCGCAGCAAGAAUUGGAGCCUUGAUUCCGCCGUGUAGGUCCUUGCUGGGUGACGCUAGCUCCGGGUACCUUUUGCCCGCGUCGCCUUUGACGACCAUCUCCUUAAAGACACUGUUCAGCCGACCCGUGUAGGCCUUGGCGGCACGAUAGGACACCAUGGCGAACUCCUCCGGCACGAACUCGCCGCGCUCAGCCACAUCCUGUAGCAGCGGAAAGAUCUCGUCUCCGUACGGCGACAGUGCGCCGCUCUCGUACGAGUAGAAGGGGCAGGAUGGAGGCUCGUAAAACUCGGGACCUGCUGAGCCACGCGCUGCCGCGAGCUCCUUCAUCUUGUCGCCAUCGUAGAUCCAGUGGAGCCCCAUGGUAGCAGCGUCAGCCACAAAGCCGCCGGCCACGGCCGCCAGCGCACGCUGCUUGGCGGUGAGAGACAUAGUAGACGGGCUGGACUGAUGCGUUGUUGCGGAGACGUUUACGUCCCAGAGAGCGGAUUCGGAAGUGAGCGGCUGAUUCCAGUAACCAACGAGCAGCACGACCACUGAGGAAGCCACGAGUCCAAGCAGUCCUAGUCGCAGACGCAGGUUGAACAUGAUAAUACGAGCGACAAUAAAUACGGGACGUGAUCACUUAAUAUGGGACGAUCACAACGUAAUCUGCGGCGACAAAGGUGACGAUGUCUGUCGGAGCGGAAGCUAGGAAGCGCGCGAUGAAGGCCAAGGGCGGCAAUGGCACCGUCCUCGGAUUCGCCCUCGUAGUUGCCGCUGGCUUUUUCUCCAUCCCGUUCGUCGCUCACUAUACCAAGGGUGCCAAUCUGACUGCCCAGGAGAAGCCGCUUAACGCGUCACAGAUCCGACGUGGGGCCUACGCGAAUAGUGGUUCGCGUGACGCAGGAGCUGACCCGGACUGGGAUAUGUCGACGGGCACAUACCAUGGCCGACGUGGACGGAGCGUGAAACACUCCACUGCAUCCAUGCACGCAAGCGAGUAGGCGUCAAUGGCAGGGGCACAAUAGCUCUAAUAAGAAGGAGGUCUGCAAGUCUUACUGUAAUGCUUCUAUAUAUUCAGACACACAAGCGGCGCUGCUCGUUCACGGGGCAGCAACUAUCUAGCUAAGGUUGGCGUAUUUGCUCUUCUUGCUUUUCUUGCCCUUUUUGCGGUCGCCGUCCGCGUCGGCCGAGCGCUUGUUGUGCUUGUAUUCCUUCUUCGGCUC
Messenger RNA from Phytophthora nicotianae INRA-310, 1450 nucleotides. RefSeq lists its product as hypothetical. Bases 914 to 1228 code for a protein of 104 amino acids. The record is from RefSeq and is a predicted model, not a curated record. The transcript has 2 exons. NCBI's taxonomy places the organism in Eukaryota, Oomycota, Peronosporomycetes, Peronosporales, Peronosporaceae.